Messenger RNA from Cydia amplana, 1445 nucleotides. RefSeq names its product oxysterol-binding protein-related protein 1. Gene Ontology annotation, cellular component: plasma membrane; cytosol; perinuclear endoplasmic reticulum. The coding region runs from base 95 to 1435 and encodes 446 amino acids. The record is from RefSeq and is a predicted model, not a curated record. NCBI's taxonomy places the organism in Eukaryota, Metazoa, Arthropoda, Insecta, Lepidoptera, Tortricidae. Gene Ontology annotation, molecular function: sterol binding. The transcript is spliced from 9 exons.
ACACUACACAGACUUUGAAACUCGUGUUUUCGUGUGUUCGUGAGUGUCCGUGCGAGUGAGACGGCGAGAUUCAAGACGGCGGCGUGGGAGUAAGAUGGGCGAUAAUGCUGAUGGGCAGUACAAGUACAGAACAACCCUUCCUGUUGCCCAAUUCAGCCGUGGCGACUUCUCCCUGUGGUCAGUCCUGAAGAACUGCGUCGGCAAGGAACUGUCCAAGAUCACCAUGCCGGUCGUGUUCAACGAGCCGCUAUCGUUCCUGCAGCGCAUGCUGGAGUACUUGGAGUACGCGCACUUGCUACGCAUGGCGUCUGAGCAGACGGACCCGGUGGCGCGCAUGGAGUAUAUCGCAGCAUUUGCGGUGAGCGCCCUGGCUUCCAACUGGGAGCGCCUGGGAAAGCCCUUCAACCCGCUCCUUGGAGAGACCUACGAACUCGAGCGUCCAGAAUUCAGGGCAGUCUGCGAGCAGGUAUCCCACCACCCCCCAGUGUCUGCGUUCCACGCUGACAGCCCCCACUUCGUGUUCCACGGCUCCGUGCACCCCAAGCUCAAGUUCUGUGGCAAGAGCGUCGAGAUCCAGCCCAAGGGUCAUGUCACCGUGGAGCUGCCCAGAUGGGGCGAGGCCUACACUUGGACUAACGUGAACUGUUGCGUUCACAACGUGAUUGUAGGCAAACUGUGGAUUGAGCAGUAUGGUGCUAUGGAAGUCACAUGCCAUGGUGGUGCAGGGCUCAAGGCUAAUCUGGCAUUCAAGCCCGCUGGGUUCAAUAAUCGAGAUCUACACCGUGUUGAUGGCUUCAUCACUGACCAGAAUAAAAAGAAAAUCCGCUUCCUCUACGGCAAGUGGACGGAGUUCAUCAAGGUCUGCAGCGCGGCCGCGCACGAGCAGUGGGCGCGGGAACAGGAGGCAAGCGCUACUCCGGCGCAUACACCGAAGAAAGUGCUGGCUAAGCUCAACAGCUUCAAAGUGGGCGCGCUGCGGUCUAUGUCUAUUCAAGACCCUGAAGACCCAGAUAAUGACGAGGUACCGAAGUCAGACGACACGUAUAACAUCGACAUUCCUGGCUCCACCACCCUAUGGGAAGCGAGGAGCCGACCCACCAACAGUGCACAGUAUUACCAAUUCACUGAAUUCGCCAUGUCGCUAAACGAGGUGGAGCGAGACAUGAAAGGGCAGCUGUGCCCGACGGACAGUCGGCUACGCCCAGACGUCAGGCUUUUGGAACAGGGCGACAUUGAUGCUGCAGCUGCCGAGAAGACACGGCUUGAGGAGAAACAGAGGACAGCCAGGAAAGCGCUAAAGAAAUCUGCUGAUGGAUGGCAAGCUAGGUGGUUCAGUCAAGGCACGAACCCCUAUACGAAACAGGAGGACUGGCUUUACAACGGCGGUUACUGGGACCGCAACUACCAACAUCUAAAAGACAUCGACAUAUUCUAAGAUCUCAUAA